AUGACACCUUCAAGUCAAGUAGAAGAAACAGAUGCCAGGCGGAGCUUACAUAAUGCAUAUUCCAUCAGUGACUGUAUCUUUCCUCCUUUCUCUGAUCUACCCUCUAACCUCCAGGGCUGCAUUCAUGAAGAUUUUGUGUUUGUCGUAUUUAUAUUUUUAAACUUGCAGGUGCUUGCAGUGUUACUGGUGGCAGCUGUGGGAUCGCCUCUUCCGCAUGACUGUAAACAUGAAGUCUUUACAUACGGUGGAGCGGAACCCACUGGGCCACUACAAAGAGGACAUCAUGUUUCCUCACCUGUCAUUCAUAGAGUUGAAGCUUAUCCAGUGAACCAAUACCAGGCAACAUAUCCAAUAGGUACUCACCCUGCACAUAUCACUUAUAAUGUAGCAUAUGGUUCUUCUGUUUCUCAUGCACUGCCUCAGCCUGUCCAGCCUACCCCAGAAGCGCAGAGAGCUACUGCUGCUUUCAUGGCAGCAUGGAAUGAAGCAGCUGCCAGAGCAACUCAGAUUCAAACAAUUCUGGUAAAAUCUGCGCCCUCUGGCACCUAUACAAUUGAAAUUCCGAAGCAUGUUGAAGCAAUUGAAGAAGUAAAGAGAGCAACUGCUCAAUUUAUGGCAGCUUGGAACCAAGCUGCUCGACGUGCAACUGUUGUCCAACAUGCAGUUUACUCUUUGCCACAGCCUUUGCAACAAACUGAAGAUCUCAAGAAAACAACUGCUGAAUUUAUGGCUUCCUGGGAAGCUGCUGCUCAACAAGCUUCAGCUAUUAGACAUGCAGUUGCUGCCACUGCUUCCUCCGGUGUCCCACAACAGGUACAGGCUACUUACGAAGUCAAGAAAGCCACUACAGAAUUUAUAGCAGCUUGGAGAAAUGCUGUUGUACGAGUGCCUACGAUCCAGACCAACCUCUACCAGAUUACUGGUACUACUCCAUAUUCUGCUGUUCCAUCAACUGUUGAUGGCGUUCCCCAAUUUACUCCUGAAGUUGCACAUGCCACAACAGAAUUCACGAGAGUGUGGAAUGCUGCUGCUGCAGCACCCUCUGAUGUAAAUAUCAUUAUGGGAGCCAGUUCCCAGCCCGCCCACCAAGCAAUAACAUAUACACCUUCAUAUCACCAUGCACCUUCUGUAUCUUACGAUGCAGCAUCUCCAUCCGCACUGCUUCAGCCUGUCCAGCCUACGCCUGAAGUACAGAGAGCUACUGCUGCUUUCAUGGCAGCAUGGAAUGAAGCAGCUGCGAGAGCAACACAGAUUCAAACAAUUCUGGUAAGAUCUGCGCCCUCUGGCACCUACACAAUUGAAAUCCCUAAGCAUGUUGAAGCAAUUGAAGAAGUAAAGGGGGCAACUGCUGAAUUUUUGGCAGCUUGGAACAAAGCUGCUCGACGUGCAACUGUUGUCCAACAAGCAGCUUACUCUUUGCCACAGCCUGUCCAUCAGACUGAAAAUCUCAAAAACGCAACUGCUGAAUUUAUGGCUUCCUGGGAAGCUGCUGCUCGACAAGCUUCAGCUAUUAGACAUGCAGUUACCUCCACUGCUUCCUCCGGUGACCCACAACAGGUAGAGGCUACUUACGAAGUCAAGAAAGCCACUUCAGAAUUUAUAGCAGCUUGGAGAAAUGCCGUUGUACGAGUGCCUACGAUCCAGACCAACCUCUACCAGAUUACUGGUACUACUCCAUAUUCUGCUGUUCCAACAACUGUUGAUGGCGUUCCCCAAUUUACUCCUGAAGUUGCACAUGCCACAGCAGAAUUCACGAGAGUGUGGAAUGCUGCUGCUGCAGCACCCUCUGAUGUAAAUAUCAUUAUGGGAGCCAGUUCACAGCGUCCAUCUCUCAAGGCCUCUCACCAUGCUGGAACUUAUUCACAACCUUCAUAUCACCAUGCACCAGCUUCUGUAUCUUACGAUGCAGCUUCUCCAUCUGUACUGCCUCAUCCUGUCCAGCCUACCCCAGAACCUGUCCAGCCUACCCCAGAAGCGCAGAGAGCUACUGCUGCUUUCAUGGCAGCAUGGAAUGAAGCAGCUGCCAGAGCAACUCAGAUUCAAACAAUUCUGGUAAAAUCUGCGCCCUCUGGCACCUAUACAAUUGAAAUUCCGAAGCAUGUUGAAGCAAUUGAAGAAGUAAAGAGAGCAACUGCUCAAUUUAUGGCAGCUUGGAACCAAGCUGCUCGACGUGCAACUGUUGUCCAACAUGCAGUUUACUCUUUGCCACAGCCUUUGCAACAAACUGAAGAUCUCAAGAAAACAACUGCUGAAUUUAUGGCUUCCUGGGAAGCUGCUGCUCAACAAGCUUCAGCUAUUAGACAUGCAGUUGCUGCCACUGCUUCCUCCGGUGUCCCACAACAGGUACAGGCUACUUACGAAGUCAAGAAAGCCACUACAGAAUUUAUAGCAGCUUGGAGAAAUGCUGUUGUACGAGUGCCUACGAUCCAGACCAACCUCUACCAGAUUACUGGUACUACUCCAUAUUCUGCUGUUCCAUCAACUGUUGAUGGCGUUCCCCAAUUUACUCCUGAAGUUGCACAUGCCACAACAGAAUUCACGAGAGUAUGGAAUGCUGCCGUUGCAGCUGCUGCAGCAGCCCCAGAUAAAAACAUCAUUAUGGGAGACAGUUCAUGGCAUCCAUCACUCAAAGCCGCCCACCAAGCAAUAACUUAUAUACAACCUUCAUAUCACCAUGCACCAGCUUCUGUAUCUUACGAUGCAGCAUCUCCAUCCGCACUGCUUCAGCCUGUCCAGCCUACGCCUGAAGUACAGAGAGCUACUGCUGCUUUCAUGGCAGCAUGGAAUGAAGCAGCUGCGAGAGCAACACAGAUUCAAACAAUUCUGGUAAGAUCUGCGCCCUCUGGCACCUACACAAUUGAAAUCCCUAAGCAUGUUGAAGCAAUUGAAGAAGUAAAGGGGGCAACUGCUGAAUUUUUGGCAGCUUGGAACAAAGCUGCUCGACGUGCAACUGUUGUCCAACAAGCAGCUUACUCUUUGCCACAGCCUGUCCAUCAGACUGAAAAUCUCAAAAACGCAACUGCUGAAUUUAUGGCUUCCUGGGAAGCUGCUGCUCGACAAGCUUCAGCUAUUAGACAUGCAGUUACCUCCACUGCUUCCUCCGGUGACCCACAACAGGUAGAGGCUACUUACGAAGUCAAGAAAGCCACUUCAGAAUUUAUAGCAGCUUGGAGAAAUGCCGUUGUACGAGUGCCUACGAUCCAGACCAACCUCUACCAGAUUACUGGUACUACUCCAUAUUCUGCUGUUCCAACAACUGUUGAUGGCGUUCCCCAAUUUACUCCUGAAGUUGCACAUGCCACAGCAGAAUUCACGAGAGUGUGGAAUGCUGCUGCUGCAGCACCCUCUGAUGUAAAUAUCAUUAUGGGAGCCAGUUCACAGCGUCCAUCUCUCAAGGCCUCUCACCAUGCUGGAACUUAUUCACAACCUUCAUAUCACCAUGCACCAGCUUCUGUAUCUUACGAUGCAGCUUCUCCAUCUGUACUGCCUCAUCCUGUCCAGCCUACCCCAGAAGUGCAGAGAGCUACUGCUGCUUUCAUGGCAGCAUGGAAUGAAGCAACUGCAAGAGCAUCUCAAAUUCAAACAAUUCUGGUAAGAUCUGCGCCCUCUGGCACCUACACAAUUGAAUUUCCUAAGCAGGUCGAAGCAGCUGAAGAAGUAAAGGGGGCAACCGCUCACUUUAUGGCAGCUUGGAACAAAGCCGCUCGACGCGCAACUGUUGUCCAACAAGCAGUUUACUCUUUGCCACAGCCUGUCCAUCAAACUGAAAAUCUCAAGAAAACAAUUGCUGAAUUUAUGGCUUCCUGGGAAGCUGCUGCUCAACAAGCUUCAGCUAUUAGACAUGCAGUUGCUGCCACUGCUUCCUCCGGUGACCCACAACAGGUAGAGGCUACUAACGAAGUCAAGAAAGCCACUACAGAAUUUAUAGCAGCUUGGAGAAAUGCCGUUGUCCGAGUGCCUACGAUCCAGACCAACCUCUACCAGAUUACUGGUACUACUCCAUAUUCUGCUGUUCCAACAACUGUUGAUGGCGUUCCCCAAUUUACUCCUGAAGUUGCACAUGCCACAGCAGAAUUCACGAGAGUGUGGAAUGCUGCUGCUGCAGCACCCUCUGAUGUAAAUAUCAUUAUGGGAGCCAGUUCCCAGCGUCCAUCUCUCAAGGCCUCUCACCAUGCUGGAACUUAUUCACAACCUUCAUAUCACCAUGCACCAGCUUCUGUAUCCUACGAUGCAGCUUCUCCAUCUGCACUGCCUCAUCCUGUCCAGCCUACCCCAGAAGUGCAGAGAGCUACUGCUGCUUUCAUGGUAGCAUGGAAUGAAGCAACUGCAAGAGCAUCUCAAAUUGAAACAAUUCUGGUAAGAUCUGCGCCCUCUGGCACCUACACAAUUGAAUUUCCUAAGCAGGUAGAAGCAGCUGAAGAAGUAAAGGGGGCAACCGCUCACUUUAUGGCAGCUUGGAACAAAGCCGCUCGACGCGCAACUGUUGUCCAACAAGCAGUUUACUCUUUGCCACAGCCUCUCCAUCAAACUGAAAAUCUCAAGAAAACAAUUGCUGAAUUUAUGGCUUCCUGGGAAGCUGCUGCUCAACAAGCUUCAGCUAUUAGACAUGCAGUUGCUGCCACUGCUUCCUCCGGUGACCCACAACAGGUAGAGGCUACUAACGAAGUCAAGAAAGCCACUACAGAAUUUAUAGCAGCUUGGAGAAAUGCCGUUGUCCGAGUGCCUACGAUCCAGACCAACCUCUACCAGAUUACUGGUACUACUCCAUAUUCUGCUGUUUCAACAAGUGUUGAUGGCGUUCCCCAAUUCACUCCUGAAGUUGCACAUGCCACAGCAGAAUUCAUGAAGGUAUGGAAUGCUGCCGUUGCAGCUGCUGCAGCAGCCCCAGAUAAAAACAUCAUUAUGGGAGACAGUUCAUGGCAUCCAUCACUCAAAGCCGCCCACCAAGCAAUAACUUAUAUACAACCUUCAUAUCACCAUGCACCAGCUUCUGUAUCUUACGAUGCAGCAUCUCCAUCCGCACUGCUUCAGCCUGUCCAGCCUACGCCUGAAGUACAGAGAGCUACUGCUGCUUUCAUGGCAGCAUGGAAUGAAGCAGCUGCGAGAGCAACACAGAUUCAAACAAUUCUGGUAAGAUCUGCGCCCUCUGGCACCUACACAAUUGAAAUCCCUAAGCAUGUUGAAGCAAUUGAAGAAGUAAAGGGGGCAACUGCUGAAUUUUUGGCAGCUUGGAACAAAGCUGCUCGACGUGCAACUGUUGUCCAACAAGCAGCUUACUCUUUGCCACAGCCUGUCCAUCAGACUGAAAAUCUCAAAAACACAACUGCUGAAUUUAUGGCUUCCUGGGAAGCUGCUGCUCGACACGCUUCAGCUAUUAGACAUGCAAUUACCUCCACUGCUUCCUCCGGUGACCUACAACAGGUAGAGGCUACUUACGAAGUCAAGAAAGCCACUACAGAAUUUAUAGCAGCUUGGAGAAAUGCCGUUGUACGAGUGCCUACGAUCCAGACCAACCUCUACCAGAUUACUGGUACUACUCCAUAUUCUGCUGUUCCAACAACUGUUGAUGGCGUUCCCCAAUUUACUCCUGAAGUUGCACAUGCCACAGCAGAAUUCACGAGAGUGUGGAAUGCUGCUGCUGCAGCACCCUCUGAUGUAAAUAUCAUUAUGGGAGCCAGUUCCCAGCGUCCAUCUCUCAAGGCCUCUCACCAUGCUGGAACUUAUUCACAACCUUCAUAUCACCAUGCACCAGCUUCUGUAUCUUACGAUGCAGCUUCUCCAUCUGCACUGCCUCAUCCUGUCCAGCCUACCCCAGAAGUGCAGAGAGCUACUGCUGCUUUCAUGGCAGCAUGGAAUGAAGCAACUGCAAGAGCAUCUCAAAUUCAAACAAUUCUGGUAAGAUCUGCGCCCUCUGGCACCUACACAAUUGAAUUCCCUAAGCAGGUCGAAGCAGCUGAAGAAGUAAAGGGGGCAACCGCUCACUUUAUGGCAGCUUGGAACAAAGCCGCUCGACGCGCAACUGUUGUCCAACAAGCAGUUUACUCUUUGCCACAGCCUGUCCAUCAAACUGAAAAUCUCAAGAAAACAAUUGCUGAAUUUAUGGCUUCCUGGGAAGCUGCUGCUCAACAAGCUUCAGCUAUUAGACAUGCAGUUGCUGCCACUGCUUCCUCCGGUGACCCACAACAGGUAGAGGCUACUAACGAAGUCAAGAAAGCCACUACAGAAUUUAUAGCAGCUUGGAGAAAUGCCGUUGUCCGAGUGCCUACGAUCCAGACCAACCUCUACCAGAUUACUGGUACUACUCCAUAUUCUGCUGUUCCAACAACUGUUGAUGGCGUUCCCCAAUUUACUCCUGAAGUUGCACAUGCCACAGCAGAAUUCACGAGAGUGUGGAAUGCUGCUGCUGCAGCACCCUCUGAUGCCUCUCACCAUGCUGGAACUUAUUCACAACCUUCAUAUCACCAUGCACCAGCUUCUGUAUCUUACGAUGCAGCUUCUCCAUCUGCACUGCCUCAUCCUGUCCAGCCUACCCCAGAAGUGCAGAGAGCUACUGCUGCUUUCAUGGUAGCAUGGAAUGAAGCAACUGCAAGAGCAUCUCAAAUUGAAACAAUUCUGGUAAGAUCUGCGCCCUCUGGCACCUACACAAUUGAAUUUCCUAAGCAGGUCGAAGCAGCUGAAGAAGUAAAGGGGGCAACCGCUCACUUUAUGGCAGCUUGGAACAAAGCCGCUCGACGCGCAACUGUUGUCCAACAAGCAGUUUACUCUUUGCCACAGCCUGUCCAUCAAACUGAAAAUCUCAAGAAAACAAUUGCUGAAUUUAUGGCUUCCUGGGAAGCUGCUGCUCAACAAGCUUCAGCUAUUAGACAUGCAGUUGCUGCCACUGCUUCCUCCGGUGACCCACAACAGGUAGAGGCUACUAACGAAGUCAAGAAAGCCACUACAGAAUUUAUAGCAGCUUGGAGAAAUGCCGUUGUCCGAGUGCCUACGAUCCAGACCAACCUCUACCAGAUUACUGGUACUACUCCAUAUUCUGCUGUUUCAACAAGUGUUGAUGGCGUUCCCCAAUUCACUCCUGAAGUUGCACAUGCCACAGCAGAAUUCAUGAAGGUAUGGAAUGCUGCCGUUGCAGCUGCUGCAGCAGCCCCAGAUAAAAACAUCAUUAUGGGAGACAGUUCAUGGCGUCCAUCACUCAAAGCCGCCCACCAAGCAAUAACUUAUACACAACCUUCAUAUCACUAUGCACCAGCUUCUGUAUCUUACGAUGCAGCUUCUCCAUCCGCACUGCUUCAGCCUGUCCAGCCUACGCCUGAAGUACAGAGAGCUACUGCUGCUUUCAUGGCAGCAUGGAAUGAAGCAGCUGCGAGAGCAACUCAGAUUCAAACAAUUCUGGUAAGAUCUGCGCCCUCUGGCACCUACACAAUUGAAAUCCCUAAGCAUGUUGAAGCAAUUGAAGAAGUAAAGGGGGCAACUGCUGAAUUUUUGGCAGCUUGGAACAAAGCUGCUCGACGUGCAACUGUUGUCCAACAAGCAGCUUACUCUUUGCCACAGCCUGUCCAUCAGACUGAAAAUCUCAAAAACACAACUGCUGAAUUUAUGGCUUCCUGGGAAGCUGCUGCUCGACACGCUUCAGCUAUUAGACAUGCAAUUACCUCCACUGCUUCCUCCGGUGACCUACAACAGGUAGAGGCUACUUACGAAGUCAAGAAAGCCACUACAGAAUUUAUAGCAGCUUGGAGAAAUGCCGUUGUACGAGUGCCUACGAUCCAGACCAACCUCUACCAGAUUACUGGUACUACUCCAUAUUCUGCUGUUCCAACAACUGUUGAUGGCGUUCCCCAAUUUACUCCUGAAGUUGCACAUGCCACAGCAGAAUUCACGAGAGUGUGGAAUGCUGCUGCUGCAGCACCCUCUGAUGUAAAUAUCAUUAUGGGAGCCAGUUCACAGCGUCCAUCUCUUAAGGCCUCUCACCAUGCUGGAACUUAUUCACAACCUUCAUAUCACUAUGCACCAGCUUCUGUAUCUUACGAUGCAGCUUCUCCAUCCGCACUGCUUCAGCCUGUCCAGCCUACGCCUGAAGUACAGAGAGCUACUGCUGCUUUCAUGGCAGCAUGGAAUGAAGCAGCUGCGAGAGCAACUCAGAUUCAAACAAUUCUGGUAAGAUCUGCGCCCUCUGGCACCUACACAAUUGAAAUCCCUAAGCAUGUUGAAGCAAUUGAAGAAGUAAAGGGGGCAACUGCUGAAUUUUUGGCAGCUUGGAACAAAGCUGCUCGACGUGCAACUGUUGUCCAACAAGCAGCUUACUCUUUGCCACAGCCUGUCCAUCAGACUGAAAAUCUCAAAAACACAACUGCUGAAUUUAUGGCUUCCUGGGAAGCUGCUGCUCGACAAGCUUCAGCUAUUAGAUAUGCAGUUACCUCCACUGCUUCCUCCGGUGACCUACAACAGGUAGAGGCUACUUACGAAGUCAAGAAAGCCACUACAGAAUUUAUAGCAGCUUGGAGAAAUGCCGUUGUACGAGUGCCUACGAUCCAGACCAACCUCUACCAGAUUACUGGUACUACUCCAUAUUCUGCUGUUCCAACAACUGUUGAUGGCGUUCCCCAAUUUACUCCUGAAGUUGCACAUGCCACAGCAGAAUUCACGAGAGUGUGGAAUGCUGCUGCUGCAGCACCCUCUGAUGUAAAUAUCAUUAUGGGAGCCAGUUCACAGCGUCCAUCUCUCAAGGCCUCUCACCAUGCUGGAACUUAUUCACAACCUUCAUAUCACUAUGCACCAGCUUCUCUAUCUUACGAUGCAGCUUCUCCAUCCGCACUGCUUCAGCCUGUCCAGCCUACGCCUGAAGUACAGAGAGCUACUGCUGCUUUCAUGGCAGCAUGGAAUGAAGCAGCUGUGAGAGCAACUCAGAUUCAAACAAUUCUGGUAAGAUCUGCGCCCUCUGGCACCUACACAAUUGAAAUCCCUAAGCAUGUUGAAGCAAUUGAAGAAGUAAAGGGGGCAACUACUGAAUUUUUGGCAGCUUGGAACAAAGCUGCUCGACGUGCAACUGUUGUCAAACAAGCAGCUUACUCUUUGCCACAGCCUGUCCAUCAGACUGAAAAUCUCAAAAACACAACUGCUGAAUUUAUGGCUUCCUGGGAAGCUGCUGCUCGACAAGCUUCAGCUAUUAGACAUGUAGUUACCACCACUGCUUCCUCCGGUGACCGACAACAAGUAAAGGCUACUUACGAAGUCAAGAAAGCCACUACAGAAUUUAUAGCAGCUUGGAGAAAUGCUGUUGUACGAGUGCCUACGAUCCAGACCAACCUCUACCAGAUUACUGGUACUACUCCAUAUUCUGCUGUUCCAACAACUGUUGAUGGUGUUCCCCAAUUUACUCCUGAAGUUGCACAUGCCACAGCAGAAUUCACGAGAGUGUGGAAUGCUGCUGCUGCAGCACCCUCUGAUGUAAAUAUCAUUAUGGGAGCCAGUUCACAGCGUCCAUCUCUCAAGGCCUCUCACCAUGCUGGAACUUAUUCACAACCUUCAUAUCACCAUGCACCAGCUUCUGUAUCUUACGAUGCAGCUUCUCCAUCUGCACUGCCUCAUCCUGUCCAGCCUACCCCAGAAGUGCAGAGAGCUACUGCUGCUUUCAUGGUAGCAUGGAAUGAAGCAACUGCAAGAGCAUCUCAAAUUCAAACAAUUCUGGUAAGAUCUGCGCCCUCUGGCACCUACACAAUUGAAUUUCCUAAGCAGGUCGAAGCAGCUGAAGAAGUAAAGGGGGCAACCGCUCACUUUAUGGCAGCUUGGAACAAAGCCGCUCGACGCGCAACUGUUGUCCAACAAGCAGUUUACUCUUUGCCACAGCCUGUCCAUCAAACUGAAAAUCUCAAGAAAACAAUUGCUGAAUUUAUGGCUUCCUGGGAAGCUGCUGCUCAACAAGCUUCAGCUAUUAGACAUGCAGUUGCUGCCACUGCUUCCUCCGGUGACCCACAACAGGUAGAGGCUACUAACGAAGUCAAGAAAGCCACUACAGAAUUUAUAGCAGCUUGGAGAAAUGCCGUUGUCCGAGUGCCUACGAUCCAGACCAACCUCUACCAGAUUACUGGUACUACUCCAUAUUCUGCUGUUUCAACAAGUGUUGAUGGCGUUCCCCAAUUCACUCCUGAAGUUGCACAUGCCACAGCAGAAUUCAUGAAGGUAUGGAAUGCUGCCGUUGCAGCUGCUGCAGCAGCCCCAGAUAAAAACAUCAUUAUGGGAGACAGUUCAUGGCGUCCAUCACUCAAAGCCGCCCACCAAGCAAUAACUUAUUCACAACCUUCAUAUCACUAUGCACCAGCUUCUGUAUCUUACGAUGCAGCUUCUCCAUCCGCACUGCUUCAGCCUGUCCAGCCUAUGCCUGAAGUACAGAGAGCUACUGCUGCUUUCAUGGCAGCAUGGAAUGAAGCAGCUGCGAGAGCAACUCAGAUUCAAACAAUUCUGGUAAGAUCUGCGCCCUCUGGCACCUACACAAUUGAAUUUCCUAAGCAGGUCGAAGCAGCUGAAGAAGUAAAGGGGGCAACCGCUCACUUUAUGGCAGCUUGGAACAAAGCUGCUCGACGUGCAACUGUUGUCCAACAAGCAGCUUACUCUUUGCCACAGCCUGUCCAUCAGACUGAAAAUCUCAAAAACACAACUGCUGAAUUUAUGGCUUCCUGGGAAGCUGCUGCUCGACACGCUUCAGCUAUUAGACAUGCAGUUACCUCCACUGCUUCCUCCGGUGACCCACAACAGGUAGAGGCUACUUACGAAGUCAAGAAAGCCACUACAGAAUUUAUAGCAGCUUGGAGAAAUGCCGUUGUACGAGUGCCUACGAUCCAGACCAACCUCUACCAGAUUACUGGUACUACUCCAUAUUCUGCUGUUCCAACAACUGUUGAUGGCGUUCCCCAAUUUACUCCUGAAGUUGCACAUGCCACAGCAGAAUUCACGAGAGUGUGGAAUGCUGCUGCUGCAGCACCCUCUGAUGUAAAUAUCAUUAUGGGAGCCAGUUCACAGCGUCCACCUCUCAAGGCCUCUCACCAUGCUGGAACUUAUUCACAACCUUCAUAUCACUAUGCACCAGCUUCUGUAUCUUACGAUGCAGCUUCUCCAUCCGCACUGCUUCAGCCUGUCCAGCCUACGCCUGAAGUACAGAGAGCUACUGCUGCUUUCAUGGCAGCAUGGAAUGAAGCAGCUGCGAGAGCAACUCAGAUUCAAACAAUUCUGGUAAGAUCUGCGCCCUCUGGCACCUACACAAUUGAAAUCCCUAAGCAUGUUGAAGCAAUUGAAGAAGUAAAGGUGGCAACUGCUGAAUUUUUGGCAGCUUGGAACAAAGCUGCUCGACGUGCAACUGUUGUCCAACAAGCAGCUUACUCUUUGCCACAGCCUGUCCAUCAGACUGAAAAUCUCAAAAACACAACUGCUGAAUUUAUGGCUUCCUGGGAAGCUGCUGCUCGACACGCUUCAGCUAUUAGACAUGCAGUUACCUCCACUGCUUCCUCCGGUGACCCACAACAGGUAGAGGCUACUUACGAAGUCAAGAAAGCCACUACAGAAUUUAUAGCAGCUUGGAGAAAUGCCGUUGUACGAGUGCCUACGAUCCAGACCAACCUCUACCAGAUUACUGGUACUACUCCAUAUUCUGCUGUUCCAAUAACUGUUGAUGGCGUUCCCCAAUUUACUCCUGAAGUUGCACAUGCCACAGCAGAAUUCACGAGAGUGUGGAAUGCUGCUGCUGCAGCACCCUCUGAUGUAAAUAUCAUUAUGGGAGCCAGUUCACAGCGUCCAUCUCUCAAGGCCUCUCACCAUGCUGGAACUUAUUCACAACCUUCAUAUCACUAUGCACCAGCUUCUGUAUCUUACGAUGCAGCUUCUCCAUCCGCACUGUUUCAGCCUGUCCAGCCUACGCCUGAAGUACAGAGAGCUACUGCUGCUUUCAUGGCAGCAUGGAAUGAAGCAGCUGUGAGAGCAACUCAGAUUCAAACAAUUCUGGUAAGAUCUGCGCCCUCUGGCACCUACGCAAUAGAAAUCCCUAAGCAUGUUGAAGCAAUUGAAGAAGUAAAGGGGGCAACUACUGAAUUUUUGGCAGCUUGGAACAAAGCUGCUCGACGUGCAACUGUUGUCCAACAAGCAGCUUACUCUUUGCCACAGCCUGUCCAUCAGACUGAAAAUCUCAAAAACACAACUGCUGAAUUUAUGGCUUCCUGGGAAGCUGCUGCUCGACAAGCUUCAGCUAUUAGACAUGCAGUUACCUCCACUGCUUCCUCAGGUGACCGACAACAAGUAAAGGCUACUUACGAAGUCAAGAAAGCCACUACAGAAUUUAUAGCAGCUUGGAGAAAUGCUGUUGUACGAGUGCCUACGAUCCAGACCAACCUCUACCAGAUUACUGGUACUACUCCAUAUUCUGCUGUUCCAACAACUGUUGAUGGCGUUCCCCAAUUUACUCCUGAAGUUGCACAUGCCACAGCAGAAUUCACGAGAGUGUGGAAUGCUGCUGCUGCAGCACCCUCUGAUGUAAAUAUCAUUAUGGGAGCCAGUUCACAGCGUCCAUCUCUCAAGGCCUCUCACCAUGCUGGAACUUAUUCACAACCUUCAUAUCACCAUGCACCAGCUUCUGUAUCUUACGAUGCAGCUUCUCCAUCUGCACUGCCUCAUCCUGUCCAGCCUACCCCAGAAGUGCAGAGAGCUACUGCUGCUUUCAUGGUAGCAUGGAAUGAAGCAACUGCAAGAGCAUCUCAAAUUCAAACAAUUCUGGUAAGAUCUGCGCCCUCUGGCACCUACACAAUUGAAUUUCCUAAGCAGGUCGAAGCAGCUGAAGAAGUAAAGGGGGCAACCGCUCACUUUAUGGCAGCUUGGAACAAAGCCGCUCGACGUGCAACUGUUGUCCAACAAGCAGUUUACUCUGUGCCACAGCCUGUCCAUCAAACUGAAAAUCUCAAGAAAACAAUUGCUGAAUUUAUGGCUUCCUGGGAAGCUGCUGCUCAACAAGCUUCAGCUAUUAGACAUGCAGUUGCUGCCACUGCUUCCUCCGGUGACCCACAACAGGUAGAGGCUACUAACGAAGUCAAGAAAGCCACUACAGAAUUUAUAGCAGCUUGGAGAAAUGCCGUUGUCCGAGUGCCUACGAUCCAGACCAACCUCUACCAGAUUACUGGUACUACUCCAUAUUCUGCUGUUUCAACAAGUGUUGAUGGCGUUCCCCAAUUCACUCCUGAAGUUGCACAUGCCACAGCAGAAUUCAUGAAGGUAUGGAAUGCUGCCGUUGCAGCUGCUGCUGCAGCCCCAGAUAAAAACAUCAUUAUGGGAGACAGUUCAUGGCGUCCAUCACUCAAAGCCGCCCACCAAGCAAUAACUUAUUCACAACCUUCAUAUCACUAUGCACCAGCUUCUCUAUCUUACGAUGCAGCUUCUCCAUCCGCACUGCUUCAGCCUGUCCAGCCUACGCCUGAAGUACAGAGAGCUACUGCUGCUUUCAUGGCAGCAUGGAAUGAAGCAGCUGCGAGAGCAACUCAGAUUCAAACAAUUCUGGUAAGAUCUGCGCCCUCUGGCACCUACACAAUUGAAAUCCCUAAGCAUGUUGAAGCAAUUGAAGAAGUAAAGGUGGCAACUGCUGAAUUUUUGGCAGCUUGGAACAAAGCUGCUCGACGUGCAACUGUUGUCCAACAAGCAGCUUACUCUUUGCCACAGCCUGUCCAUCAGACUGAAAAUCUCAAAAACACAACUGCUGAAUUUAUGGCUUCCUGGGAAGCUGCUGCUCGACACGCUUCAGUUAUUAGACAUGCAGUUACCUCCACUGCUUCCUCCGGUGACCCACAACAGGUAGAGGCUACUUACGAAGUCAAGAAAGCCACUACAGAAUUUAUAGCAGCUUGGAGAAAUGCCGUUGUACGAGUGCCUACGAUCCAGACCAACCUCUACCAGAUUACUGGUACUACUCCAUAUUCUGCUGUUCCAACAACUGUUGAUGGCGUUCCCCAAUUUACUCCUGAAGUUGCACAUGCCACAGCAGAAUUCACGAGAGUGUGGAAUGCUGCUGCUGCAGCACCCUCUGAUGUAAAUAUCAUUAUGGGAGCCAGUUCACAGCGUCCAUCUCUCAAGGCCUCUCACCAUGCUGGAACUUAUUCACAACCUUCAUAUCACUAUGCACCAGCUUCUCUAUCUUACGAUGCAGCUUCUCCAUCCGCACUGCUUCAGCCUGUCCAGCCUACGCCUGAAGUACAGAGAGCUACUGCUGCUUUCAUGGCAGCAUGGAAUGAAGCAGCUGUGAGAGCAACUCAGAUUCAAACAAUUCUGGUAAGAUCUGCGCCCUCUGGCACCUACGCAAUAGAAAUCCCUAAGCAUGUUGAAGCAAUUGAAGAAGUAAAGGGGGCAACUACUGAAUUUUUGGCAGCUUGGAACAAAGCUGCUCGACGUGCAACUGUUGUCCAACAAGCAGCUUACUCUUUGCCACAGCCUGUCCAUCAGACUGAAAAUCUCAAAAACACAACUGCUGAAUUUAUGGCUUCCUGGGAAGCUGCUGCUCGACAAGCUUCAGCUAUUAAACAUGCAGUUACCUCCACUGCUUCCUCAGGUGACCGACAACAAGUAAAGGCUACUUACGAAGUCAAGAAAGCCACUACAGAAUUUAUAGCAGCUUGGAGAAAUGCUGUUGUACGAGUGCCUACGAUCCAGACCAACCUCUACCAGAUUACUGGUACUACUCCAUAUUCUGCUGUUCCAACAACUGUUGAUGGCGUUCCCCAAUUUACUCCUGAAGUUGCACAUGCCACAGCAGAAUUCACGAGAGUGUGGAAUGCUGCUGCUGCAGCACCCUCUGAUGUAAAUAUCAUUAUGGGAGCCAGUUCACAGCGUCCAUCUCUCAAAGCCUCUCACCAUGCUGGAACUUAUUCACAACCUUCAUAUCACCAUGCACCAGCUUCUGUAUCUUACGAUGCAACUUCUCCAUCUGCACUGCCUCAUCCUGUCCAGCCUACCCCAGAAGUGCAGAGAGCUACUGCUGCUUUCAUGGUAGCAUGGAAUGAAGCAACUGCAAGAGCAUCUCAAAUUCAAACAAUUCUGGUAAGAUCUGCGCCCUCUGGCACCUACACAAUUGAAUUUCCUAAGCAGGUCGAAGCAGCUGAAGAAGUAAAGGGGGCAACCGCUCACUUUAUGGCAGCUUGGAACAAAGCCGCUCGACGUGCAACUGUUGUCCAACAAGCAGUUUACUCUGUGCCACAGCCUGUCCAUCAAACUGAAAAUCUCAAGAAAACAAUUGCUGAAUUUAUGGCUUCCUGGGAAGCUGCUGCUCAACAAGCUUCAGCUAUUAGACAUGCAGUUGCUGCCACUGCUUCCUCCGGUGACCCACAACAGGUAGAGGCUACUAACGAAGUCAAGAAAGCCACUACAGAAUUUAUAGCAGCUUGGAGAAAUGCCGUUGUCCGAGUGCCUACGAUCCAGACCAACCUCUACCAGAUUACUGGUACUACUCCAUAUUCUGCUGUUUCAACAAGUGUUGAUGGCGUUCCCCAAUUCACUCCUGAAGUUGCACAUGCCACAGCAGAAUUCAUGAAGGUAUGGAAUGCUGCCGUUGCAGCUGCUGCUGCAGCCCCAGAUAAAAACAUCAUUAUGGGAGACAGUUCAUGGCGUCCAUCACUCAAAGCCGCCCACCAAGCAAUAACUUAUUCACAACCUUCAUAUCACUAUGCACCAGCUUCUCUAUCUUACGAUGCAGCUUCUCCAUCCGCACUGCUUCAGCCUGUCCAGCCUACGCCUGAAGUACAGAGAGCUACUGCUGCUUUCAUGGCAGCAUGGAAUGAAGCAGCUGCGAGAGCAACUCAGAUUCAAACAAUUCUGGUAAGAUCUGCGCCCUCUAGCACCUACACAAUUGAAAUCCCUAAGCAUGUUGAAGCAAUUGAAGAAGUAAAGGUGGCAACUGCUGAAUUUUUGGCAGCUUGGAACAAAGCUGCUCGACGUGCAACUGUUGUCCAACAAGCAGCUUACUCUUUGCCACAGCCUGUCCAUCAGACUGAAAAUCUCAAAAACACAACUGCUGAAUUUAUGGCUUCCUGGGAAGCUGCUGCUCAACAAGCUUCAGCUAUUAGACAUGCAGUGUCUGCCACUGCUUCCUCCGGUGACCCACAACAGGUAGAAGCUUCUUACGAAGUCAAGAAAGCCACUACAGAAUUUAUAGCAGCUUGGAGAAAUGCUGUUGUACGAGUGCCUACGAUCCAGACCAACCUCUACCAGAUUACUGGUACUAUUCCAUAUUCUGCUGUUCCAACAACUGUUGAUGGCGUUCCCCAAUUUACUCCUGAAGUUGCACAUGCCACAGCAGAAUUCACGAGAGUGUGGAAUGCUGCUGCUGCAGCACCCUCUGAUGUAAAUAUCAUUAUGGGAGCCAGUUCACAGCGUCCAUCUCUCAAGGCCUCUCACCAUGCUGGAACUUAUUCACAACCUUCAUAUCACCAUGCACCAGCUUCUGUAUCUUACGAUGCAGCUUCUCCAUCUGCACUGCCUCAUCCUGUCCAGCCUACCCCAGAAGUGCAGAGAGCUACUGCUGCUUUCAUGGCAGCAUGGAAUGAAGCAACUGCAAGAGCAUCUCAAAUUCAAACAAUUCUGGUAAGAUCUGCGCCCUCUGGCACCUACACAAUUGAAUUUCCUAAGCAUGUUGAAGCAAUUGACGAAGUAAAGGGGGCAACUGCUCAAUUUAUGGCAGCUUGGAACAAAGCCGCUCGACGUGCAACUGUUGUCAAACACGCAGUUUACUCUUUGCCACAGCCUCUGCAACAAACUGAAGAUCUUAAGAAAACAACUGCUCAAUUCUUGGUUUUCUGGGAAGCUGCUGCUCAACGAGCUUCAGCUAUUAGACAUGCAGUUGCUGCCACUGCUUCCUCCGGUGUCCCACAACAGGUAGAGGCUACUUACGAAUUCAAGAGAGCCACUGAAGAAUUCAUGGCAGCUUGGAGAAAAGCCGCUGCACGAAUGCGUAUCAUCCAGACCAACCUCUACCAGAUUACUGGAACAUCCUCUCUAGAUCCACGGCUCACGAUCUGUUUCAAACGCCCUGUGUCCGAUUCGCCUGAAGAAAAGUUAACCUAUUAAACUUUCAUGGCAAAGUUCCGAGCAGCUGAGGUAACCGCAAUUCGGACCACUAGAGUUCAUAUUGUUAUUUUACUUCACUCAGUGUAAGCAGUUGUUUAAAUUCAACAUAUUGCUUACAGAGGCGGAGCUUACAUAAUGCAUAUUCCAUCAGUGACUGUAUCUUUCCUCCUUUCUCUGAUUCUCUGAUCUACCCUCUAACCUCCAGGGCUGCAUUCAUGAAGAUUUUGUGUUUGUGUCAGCCCGUCACCACCCAUAGUGAUAUUACAACCCGUUGAGUAUCACCACCCAUAGUGAUAUUACAACCCGUUGAGUAUCACCACCCAUAGUGAUAUUACAACCCGUUGAGUAUCACCACCCACAGUGAUAUUACAACCCGUUGAGUAUCACCACCCAUAGUGAUAUUACAACCCGUUGAGUAUCACCACCCAUAGUGACAUUACAACCCGUUGAGUAUCACCACCCAUAGUGAUAUUACAACCCGUUGAGUAUCACCACCCAUAGUGAUAUUACAACCCGUUGAGUAUCACCACCCAUAGUGAUAUUACAACCCGUUGAGUAUCACCACCCAUAGUGACAUUACAACCCGUUGAGUAUCACCACCCAUAGUGAUAUUACAACCCGUUGAGUAUCACCACCCAUAGUGACAUUACAACCCGUUGAGUAUCACCACCCAUAGUGACAUUACAACCCGUUGAGUAUCACCACCCAUAGUGAUAUUAUCACUUAUAAUAGUGUAUUCUACUAUGUAUCCUUUUAUUAUUAAGUCUUUAUGUAAAUAGUAUUCACAAGAUUGGAAAUAAUAAAGUUUGUCAAUAAU
Molecule: messenger RNA, 17896 nt
Organism: Procambarus clarkii (red swamp crayfish)
Lineage: Eukaryota; Metazoa; Arthropoda; Malacostraca; Decapoda; Cambaridae
Source: RefSeq, a predicted model, not a curated record